Molecule: messenger RNA, 1452 nt
Organism: Rhea pennata
Lineage: Eukaryota; Metazoa; Chordata; Aves; Rheiformes; Rheidae
Gene: RXFP2
Product: relaxin family peptide receptor 2
Biological process (GO): hormone-mediated signaling pathway; adenylate cyclase-activating G protein-coupled receptor signaling pathway; activation of adenylate cyclase activity
Cellular component (GO): plasma membrane
Molecular function (GO): protein binding; G protein-coupled peptide receptor activity
Source: RefSeq, a predicted model, not a curated record
AUGAACCCGUCAAUGGAGUCCCUUUUACAGACUCUUGGAUUCCUGAGAGUCCCAACACAGGAACCAGGGAGUCUGAAAAUUAGGACAAGGGAUUUUGAAAGCAAUCAUACUAAGAUCUUAACUAAUACCACUUUCCUGGAAUGUGAUGUGCUCGCUGUAUUGUUUCUUUGUGGAACUCAAAUUCACUUUGUGCCUGCCAAUACCUUUUCCUCAUUAAAAGAUUUGGGUGAAUUGGAUCUGUUCAGCAACUUGACAGAUUUACCACAUUACGUUUUUAAAGACUUGAAGUAUUUACAAAAGCUCAACUUACCUUUCAAUCCACUUUCUCACCUCUAUGAGGAUCAGUUUGGAAAUCUUCAGCAACUUCAAUCACUUGACCUGGAAAUGAUCAAGAUUCCAAAUAUAAAUACAGGAACGUUUCAACAUAUGAAGAACCUCUUCCACAUCUGCUUCAGAAAGUUUCAGUAUUACUCCUAUGCUCUCCAUGUGCAAAUAUGCACACCAUUAAUGGGUGGUAUUUCAUCAUUUGAGGACCUCUUGUCUAACCAUGUUCUGAGAGUAUCUGUGUGGGUCAUAGCUUGUAUUAUGUGUUUUGGAAAUCUUUUUAUUAUUGGAAUGAGAUCAUUUAUCAAAGCAGAAAACAAGACACAUACCUUGUCUAUCAGAAUUUUGUGUUGUGCUGACUGUCUAAUGGGAGUGUAUUUGCUCUUCACUGGAGUUUUUGACAUUAAAUAUGGAGAGUAUAAAAAAUACGCUGUGCUGUGGAUGGAAAGUUUCCUGUCUACAGAGGUCUGUGUCCUUUUGGGCCAGACAUAUCUGACCUUGGAAAAGUAUUUAGUGAUUGUCUUUCCCUUCAGUAAUAUCUGUCCUGGAAAGCAGCAGACAAUAGUGAUUCUUCUAUCUAUAUGGAUUGCUGGAUUUUUCAUAGCAAUAAUCCCAUUUUGGGAUGAGGACAUUUUUGGAAAUUAGAAAUCAAAAAACAGUGUUUGUUACCUAUUGAAUUCUGAUUGAAUAGAAGAAACUGGAGGCAGUGGACAUUCUCUUGGUAUUUUUCUUGAUGUGAACCUGCUAGUCUUCAUUAUAAUAGUGUUUUCAUACAUCAGCAUGUUUUGUUCUGCUCAAAAAACUGCCCUUCAGACAUCAGAACGAGGAAGUCACAUUUGCAGGGAUGUUGUUGUUGCCAAUUGUUUCUUUUUUAUAGUAUUCACUGAUGCCAUCUGCUGGAUUCCUGUUGUCAUUAGAAUCUUCUCCUUAUUCCAAUUGGAAAUUCUAGACACUGUCACUUCCCAGAUAGCGAUAUUUGUUCUGCCAAUAAACAGUGCCUUGAACCCCAUUCUCUAUACUCUCACAACUACUUUCUUUAAGGAGAAUUUAAAGCAGUCACUGAACAGACAUCAAAGCAGGGAAGUUUUCAAAAAUGACAAAAAAAACUUGGCCACUUUAGUCCUUUAG